AUGGGACGGGCCACUUUGGCGGAGACAGGUGGCGAAAGGUCCGCAAGCGCCUGGGCCCUGUUUAACUCGUGGGUCGCUCGGGAAGGCCUGACGGUCUCUCGGGCUGCGAAGUUCCGCAUUCGCGGGAAGCGGAUGCUCCGGGAGAAGGCAGCGAUGAAGCUCAAGUGGAACCACCGAAAAAGCAAGGACAUUCGGGAGAAGUUCGCGGCACUCGCUCAGGCGAAGUACGAGGCCAACCGAAAGAAGGCCGAGGCUUACAGAAAGGCCCAGUCGUUCGGCGAUGUUUCGCCGCAAGUCGCUGCCGACGAGGCCGAGGUCGUUCGAAAAGCAGAAGCCGAAGCCCACCUGGAUGCUGACCUUGCCGUUCGGGAAGUGCAGGCGGACACCUGGACCUGGACUUUGGGUCGUUCGCUUCGUGACUUCAAGCCGGUCGGCCGUGGGGCGAGCGGUGAGGUCUUCUUCGCCACCUUCGAAGGCCUUCCGGUUGCAGUGAAGCUGACAAAAGGUCGGGGGCUGCAAGCGGCAGCAACCGGCAUCGACGUUCAGGAGGAGUUCGCCGUUUUGACGGCCCUGGGGCAGCACCCCAACGUCGUUCGAGCUUUCGCCGUUGUCACGAGCUCGCUGGGCCGGCCGGGCUUGGUUCUCGAGAGGGCUCAAGGACGAUCGGCCGGCAGGGCCUCGCUGCUGGGACUUUUUUCGCAGUUCGUCCUCGGCCUGUCCUUCGUGCACGGGCGUUCGGUCAUGCAUCUCGAUGUGAAGCCCGCCAACAUUCUCGUGUUCGAUGCAGAGGGGGUCUCCGAGAACGGUUGCUCUGUGGUGGGCGAUCGUGUGUACACCCUGGACUUUCGCUGCCCGGAGUGCCUCAUGGCCGGCGGCCAAAAGGCAUGGGUUGCUGGCGUUCGUGUCAAGUUCGCCGCUGACGUCUGGGCGGCCGCAGCCACGUUGUUCGAGGUGUGCUGCCCCAGAAAAGCUUCGCUUUUCUCAGUCCCGCCGGGGACGUUCGUGCGGGAGACCGAGGAGCAGACAGCAAAGGCCAUUCGGGAGAUGGCCACUGCGAGGAGCUUCAAGCUGAUGCCGUACGACCAGACAAUGCAGGACAUCCUGGAGAAGACGUUCGUGCCGGCAGAGAAGCGACUCUCGUUGCCGGGCUUGCUUCGCAUCCUGGACAAAGAGCGGUCGGCCUCGCGGUCCAUCGGCAGGCCCGCCUUCGGCGACUGA
Symbiodinium sp. CCMP2592 is the source of this 1218-nucleotide messenger RNA. NCBI's taxonomy places the organism in Eukaryota, Dinophyceae, Suessiales, Symbiodiniaceae. The record is from the annotation of a GenBank genome assembly.